AUGGAGUCUGUACAGAAGGCCGUACGUGAUGCCGCUGACGGCUUGCGAAACCUCGCCUUCGGCCCACAGCAAGUCACAGAGGCUGCUACUCAGCAUGGCGAGGAGCCUGUCUCCGGCGUACAGGGUCGAGGAACGCCGACUGAUCCGUACGACGCUGGGAACAGAGAUGAACAACCAGGCGCCCCCCAAACUCAAGACAACACCGCCGUCAUCCCCGAGCCACUCGAAUCCAUUACACCCAUUGAAAUCAAGGCCACGGACGUCAGUUCCGCCCAAAGCACCUCGGACCAGGGCCCCGGAGCCGGAGCCGGAGCCGGAGCAGGGCUCACUACCGCUCUCCCUGUAGCUCCGCAGCCAUCCUCUACACCUGCACAGGAAAAGUCGCAGUCGCAAUCUACAACCCCCAACACCAACCUAGAAUCCGGAUCCGGACCCGGCAACCCAGCCGUGGACGAACCCUCGCCCGCACAAGAGCAGUCGAAUCCCACCGCCAGCUCGGCAGACACCACCACCAGCACCGGCACCGGCACCAGCAACAGCAGCACAGGAAGCUCAAGCAGCAGCAACAACAACAACGCACCCACCCACUCUGAGCCCGAGAAAUCUGCCCCCGAACAACGAUCUCAGACCAUGCCCGACGGCGACAGCAGCUCGCAGCAGAACGAGGACGGCGGCGUACCUGGCGGUGUUGAGCGCGCUCCGCCUACCACUACGCAGCAGGUAAGCGUCGAGGCGCUGAAGGGGCCGCAGGGUCCUGCGCCUCGGGAUGCGUAUGAGUUUGAGAAGGAGAUCGAUGGGCAGCCGUCGAAGACGAGGACUGGUUAG
Messenger RNA from Aspergillus fischeri NRRL 181, 825 nucleotides. RefSeq lists its product as uncharacterized. The transcript is spliced from 2 exons. The coding region runs from base 1 to 825 and encodes 274 amino acids. Lineage: Eukaryota; Fungi; Ascomycota; Eurotiomycetes; Eurotiales; Aspergillaceae. The record is from RefSeq and is a predicted model, not a curated record.